This is a messenger RNA of Sciurus carolinensis (gray squirrel), 1270 nucleotides long. It is a transcript of the gene Mad2l1, whose product is annotated as mitotic arrest deficient 2 like 1. Gene Ontology annotation, biological process: mitotic spindle assembly checkpoint signaling. Lineage: Eukaryota; Metazoa; Chordata; Mammalia; Rodentia; Sciuridae. Gene Ontology annotation, cellular component: kinetochore; nucleoplasm; cytoplasm. The transcript is spliced from 5 exons. The record is from RefSeq and is a predicted model, not a curated record.
GGCGCGCUGCGUCGUUACUUUUGAACCGGGUGGCGGGAGCCGCGAGUUAGUGCUGGCCCUGGUCGCGCACUCGCCAUGGCGCGGCAGCUGUCCCGGGAGCAGGGCAUCACCCUGCGCGGGAGCGCGGAGAUCGUGGCCGAGUUCUUCUCGUUUGGCAUCAACAGCAUUCUCUACCAGCGUGGCAUCUACCCCUCGGAAACCUUCACUCGAGUGCAGAAGUACGGGCUCACCCUGCUGGUGACCACCGACCCGGAGCUCAUCAAGUACCUCAGCAGUGUGGUGGAGCAGCUCAAAGAUUGGCUCUACAAGUGCUCUGUUCAGAAGCUGGUGGUGGUCAUCUCCAACAUCGAGAGCGGGGAGGUCCUUGAAAGGUGGCAGUUUGACAUUGAGUGCGACAAGACUGCAAGGAUGACAGGUAAAUAGAACAGUGCUCCCAGAGAGAAGUCUCAGAAAGCCAUCCAGGACGAAAUCCGCUCAGUGAUCAGACAGAUCACGGCGACAGUGACGUUCUUACCACUGUUGGAAGUUUCUUGUUCAUUCGAUCUACUGAUCUACACAGACAAGGACUUGGUAGUACCUGAGAAGUGGGAAGAGUCGGGACCACAGUUCAUCACCAAUUCUGAGGAAGUCCGUCUGCGCUCAUUCACCACCACGAUCCACAAAGUGAACAGCAUGGUGGCCUACAAAGUCCCUGCCAACGACUGAGGCGGGACGAGGCACCGCACUGCGAGCUCAGCCUGGCUUUGCUGGGGCCGAGUGACGCAGCUGACGACGAGUUUCAAGGGUGACUGUAGCUGGGGCCGGCACCUCAGGGAGCCGUGUGCCCAGCGACCUGCCACAGUUGUUGCAGUGAGGACGCUGCACGUGGUCCCGGCUGCCACAGGUCGUGUCCGUGCUGCAUGGAAUCCCCUGACGCCAUCUCGCAGGUGGAGGUCUUUUGCUACCAAACUAAUUACUCUUCUGGGUUGUUUUGGUCAAGUGAUUGACUCAGAAUAUAAUAGAUAUUUGAGUGUAAGAUAAUAUAGCAACAGAGCACUGAACACUCAGAAUCUUUGUUCAGCUCCUGAAGUGAUGAAAAACUGCUUUACUGGGUCCUUUGUCAUUUAUUAUAUUGUACAGUUCCCACAGGGACAAAUGCUGUUUGGUUUUAAUAUCUAACUUGAACCCAGAAGCAGUUGGUAAGUGUACUGUUUGAUUCUUACGAUGCAGAGCUCUCACAUCCUCUGAUGUUUGUGAAUCAGGUUUCAAGUGAUGAUGGUGAAUAAAGUCA